This is a messenger RNA of Schistosoma guineensis, 1228 nucleotides long. Lineage: Eukaryota; Metazoa; Platyhelminthes; Trematoda; Strigeidida; Schistosomatidae. The record is from the annotation of a GenBank genome assembly.
AUGAAUGGAAAUGUAAUAAUAAAAGAAAAGUCAACUACUUCAAAUCCAAUUAGUAAUCAGCAUAGAAUUACAACACCUAUUCAACCAACAUUACGUACUCGUAGUAUAUAUCUUGUUUAUCCACCGCCGGUAAAAUAUGAACCAAAUCCACCACCUAGAAUUAAUCCUUAUUUUUAUUCGAAACAUGCUAAAAAUAUGCUAGCUGAAACAACUGAUGCUAGUAAUUAUAUUCAUGAAAGAGCUAAUCAUAUGUUAAGAAAUGAAUAUGAUAGAUAUCAUCAUUAUUAUUCUAAUUAUUUUUAUGGAAAUAUGAAAGAGAAAGAAGAUUAUCGGAAAUAUAUACGUGAAGGAUUAAAACAACAAAUGAUGGAUAAGAUUAAACGAAAAAAAGAAGAAUGGUUAAACAAAUCAGCAGAAGGUAAACAAAUAGAAAAUGAUUGUCAAAAAUACUUUCAUAAUAAGAUGAUAAGUGAACAACAGAAGCGUGCCUUUCUACUCACAUUCAGAGAUAUGAAUAAAAAGAUUAUGGAAGAGAAUGAAAGAAUUAGAAAACUCGAAAGAAGAAAUGAAAUUGAAGAAGACAGAGAGCAACUAAAAUUCAAUCCAAUUAACUGGAGGCAAACAUUAACAUAAACACUAGUGAAAAUUGAAUUACUGUAAUAUCAUAUACACAUAUUUAUCUACUUAUUCAUUUAAAAAUUUCUAUUAUCAAAGUUAGAAUUCUUCAUAUAAAUGAAAAUGAGAAUUUAUGAAAAGAUAUAACAAAGAAGCAUAAACAUGUAUAGUUAUGAAAAGAGAGGAUUCAGUCUAUUGCUAAUCACGAUGUUUUGAUAUUUAACAGUAUAAAAUGUAUACUACGAUAAAAUCUCACAUUAAUGUCAUGAAAUCCUAACCAAGUGUAAUCAAGCUUGACAAUGAAAUAAACCUUUUUGUGGUUGUGAACCAUCGUAAUUAGAAACUAUACGUAGAUAAGUCACAGAUAACAGAAUUGAAACAUGUACGAUGGACGAUCUUCGAAAGCCAAACAUCAUAAUUAGAUCAAAUUGUGUUUAAGAACAAAAUUGAAUAUUAUUUAGGUUCAAAAAUAUUAAGCACUCCAGUGAUAUAAAAAUAUACUACAUUUUAGUUAGCAUUUCAAAUACAAUACGUGAUGCUGAGAGAUGAACUAAAAUAAAUACAAUAAACGUAAUACGGAAAUGAAACGAGAGUUUAACAUUCCAAUGAUGCG